Ipomoea nil (Japanese morning glory) is the source of this 645-nucleotide messenger RNA. RefSeq lists its product as uncharacterized. Gene Ontology annotation, molecular function: nucleic acid binding. The record is from RefSeq and is a predicted model, not a curated record. Bases 1 to 645 code for a protein of 214 amino acids. The transcript has 3 exons. NCBI's taxonomy places the organism in Eukaryota, Viridiplantae, Streptophyta, Magnoliopsida, Solanales, Convolvulaceae.
AUGGGGCCUUUUCCUACUUCCUUUGGUUAUAAUUAUAUUCUUGUGGCUGUUGAUUAUGUAUCAAAAUGGGUUGAAGCUGUAGCCACUAGGACAAAUGAUAGUAAAGUUGUUUUGAAAUUUCUAAAAGAUAUUUUUGCCAGCAUUACUCAUAAAGUAGCUACUCCAUACCAAUCACAAACCUCUGGUCAAGUAGAGGUGAGUAACAGACAAAUCAAAGGAAUACUGGAAAAAACGGUGAAUCCUUCCCGGAAGGAUUGGGCCAUCAAAUUGAAUGAUGCACUGUGGGCUUAUAGGACAGCCUACAAGACUCUGAUUGGCAUGAGCUCAUACAGGUUAGUAUUUGGGAAAGCUUGUCAUUUGCCAGUAGAGUUAGAACACAAAGCCUAUUGGGCUAUUAAAGUCCUAAAUUUUGAUUUGCAGAAGGCUGGUAAGUUAAAAUCUUGGUGGACAGGGCCAUUUGUGGUACGUGAAGUAUUUUCCCAUGGUGCCUGCGAGAUUGAAAAUCCAGACACAGGUGAAAAAUUUAAGGUAAAUGGGCAACGACUAAAACAGUACCUCGAGGGAGAUCCCUCAGUCUUGAGUAUUGAUCAGAUAGAGUUACAGGACUCUAAAUGCCCAUGUUGUCCAGCUACAGACAAUUACUGA